AUGCAGUUCGGCAAAUCGUGUACAUCAUGGCAGCGAACAACCUCAAGUGGUGAAGUACUCUGGCCGAGACGUUCAUCUGUUAAAAAUAUUCAUCGUGAAAUUCAUCGUAUUUAUGUGUGGCUGGGGACCGUUGUUCGUUCUGCAAGAAAAAAACAAUUUCAACGUGUGGAAAACUGGAUUACUGUUGUUCAAAUUGAAGCAUUAGCGAAGUUGAUCGAUUGCUUUGCAUACAAUCAACAACGAGUUAUUUGGUUAGCUGUUACUUGUCAAAAACAAGCAUUAUUUGAAAUAACAAUCGAUUUUUAA
Messenger RNA from Didymodactylos carnosus, 306 nucleotides. Lineage: Eukaryota; Metazoa; Rotifera; Eurotatoria; Philodinida; Philodinidae. The record is from the annotation of a GenBank genome assembly.